UCCUAUAUACUUUUAAUCACUCCAUCCUAGUUCCUACGACAACAGGUUCUCAGGUCCAGACUAUCACAUUCAGUGCUUCGCUCACGUGACUUUCACGUGAUGCCUUGUCGAUGGGUUGCCAGUGAAUUGGUAAUCCCAGUGAAAUCUUAUCCCAGCUGCAGGCGCAAUACGCUUCUCUCGCUCAUUCACCGCCAGUGAUGGUUUCUCACGCCUACAAAAACCCCUUCAGGAUUCCGAUGGUUCAACUCCCAUCAUAGCAUCUAUACCCACCACACCAUACCACACCAAACCACACUCUACUUUUAGAUUCAGUUACCUUCACCUACCGUUUACAAAUACUUCGUGCAACCAACAUCAACACAAGAUGUCUGCUACUACCACUUCGCUCAACGACACCGUCUCUGCCACUACAGCGAAGAUGUCCGAGCCCACCACCCAGACCCAAGACAGCGCCUCUGCUUUCACAACUGCUGUCACCAAUGCCAACGAUCCUGAGGCUACUAUCAAUGAGGAACCCGGGGUCAUUCUAACCGAGUUCCCGAAGUUCAGUGGACUCCCUGCCGAGCUUCGGAUCAAGAUCUGGUCACAAGCCUUGGAAGACAUCACUCCUCGAGUAGUCGAAGUGUACGACUACAAGGAAGCUCGAGUCACCCCCGGCUUCCCCGGAAUCUUCCACGCGAGCCACGAGUCCCGGAGGGAAGCUUUCAAGCUGGCCAAGAAGCAGGGCAAGACAAUGACCCUCAACGCAGAGGACAAGCAGAUGCAGCCCAUCGAGCGCACAUUCUACUUCAACUACAAGCGCGAUACACUGCUCACCACAUGGCGCUUCGCCCCUGAUUUCUACGGCACCUUGGCCCCGGAAUGGGCUGACGACGACUUUGACUUCCUCUUCAAGCUCACCGAGAACUACCGCCACCGCGCCAUCAAGGACCUCUUCCAGGCCGCGGAGAUCGCCAAGGUGCAGAAGCUGGGUUGGCAUCCGAUCAAUGCGGACCAGAUCAUCUCGCCUGACGGAUUCGCACGGUUCAAGGAACUUAAGGAGUUCGUCUAUUUAUCGGGUGUCAAGCGCUACACGCCUUCCAAGGGUCAGCUGCGAUAUAUGAACGGGUGUGUGGCUUCGCUGAAGCUGAUGUUUGCAAGCCUCAAUGCGGAGGAGCCUUGGUCCAAUGUAAUCUUCGAUAAGAUCGAGCCGAAAAUUCGUGCGGUGUUCUCGGUAGAGGAUUUGGUCGACGAGGUUGAGAAAGGGGAGUCCUUGGAGAAGGAGGAUCCGGUCGACGAGGUUGAGAAAGGGGAGUCCUUGAAGAAGGAGGAUUCGAUGGCUGAGGAAAUUGAAGGUGCCUCCGGCGACAGUGUUUUGCAAUACGAGACUAGCACUUAAGAGGGGCGAGGCCGUCGACAUGACCUAGCCAUGCCUGGGAGGUCUGAAUGCGGAGUGCUGAUUUAGUGUCGCGUUGGGCUGCUGCUUAGAUCCUGCCAUUAGCAGGGAGGAUCAGAUGAUACUAUCUGUCUCGAAGCUUGAGUUUCGGUUGAUUGCAUUUCCUUUGGCGGUUGAUUUCUUUACCACAGUAAUAGGACACAGGUUUGGAUAUGCCGUAUUUUUCAUCUUGUUCUGAU
Mytilinidion resinicola is the source of this 1614-nucleotide messenger RNA. RefSeq lists its product as uncharacterized. The record is from RefSeq and is a predicted model, not a curated record. The transcript has a single exon. Bases 365 to 1378 code for a protein of 337 amino acids. Lineage: Eukaryota; Fungi; Ascomycota; Dothideomycetes; Mytilinidiales; Mytilinidiaceae.